AUGUUGGAUCUCAAAGACAGGAUGAUUGUUGAAUAUGAGGAGCGAAGGGACAAGACGCAUGAAGCGGUUGAUGAUGUCGAGGCGAAUGUUGAAGGGCAGCCGUGUCCUUCAUGUCGAAGAAACAUUACAAAAUGGUGCUUUGUUCAGAAUUGCUUUGACUGGUGCCUUACACACUCGGCUAUAUCAACUGAAAGCCACGGAAAGGCGACGUCGCGUCUCCUAAGCCAGUCAAAAGAUAGCGGCGGCAAUAUAGUUGUCAAAGAGUCUACAAUGGUCGUCAGGAAGUGCGGUUCCCCAGACGCAGGUGCCGACUGUGAUGUCAUCUGUUGCGAAUACUCGUACGACGAAUGGGCGGAAGAAGAACGCACGGAGUGGAUGGCCGAGCAAAUGCGCAGGAGAAGCCCAUAA
This is a messenger RNA of Aspergillus luchuensis, 408 nucleotides long. RefSeq lists its product as uncharacterized. The coding region runs from base 1 to 408 and encodes 135 amino acids. The transcript has 3 exons. The record is from RefSeq and is a predicted model, not a curated record. NCBI's taxonomy places the organism in Eukaryota, Fungi, Ascomycota, Eurotiomycetes, Eurotiales, Aspergillaceae.